UAUUGGCAAUGGCUAAAAUAAUUGAUCAUACUGAUUUUGAAGUCCCUAUCCUUAAGGAUUUGCAACUGGUCAAUUUGAUGGAGUACAAUCCGGAUACAAAAACAAUGCAAACGCCAUCAACAAUUGGCUAUUAUCGUCAGCCUAAGGAAAGUGAAUAUCCAUUGGACUUGGCCAAGGGUUGGGAGCAUUAUAUACACCGUGAUUGGGCUGAUCACAGUGAUAGCCCACAUGACAGAGUCCUGCAUUAUCUAAAGCACCAGGAAAGUCCUAGGGCUUUUAUGAAACAAAUUGAUUUCUGUCUUAAUCGUCAGACAAUGAUUGCAAUUGUGGAAAAACAACAAAAACAUUUUGUAGCUGUUCGCUUCAACGAAUGCAUUUUCCUGCACUUGAUCACAGACCGUAUUGAGGACUACGUCAGAGAAUCAGAGCCAAGACCGCAAAGAAUUACUUAUCCAUUCAAGGCUCGACAGUAUUUAUUUGCUGAUGCUCCUGACUCCACUCCAAAUACCGAUGUGCCCGUAAAUGAGAACAGACAGAUCUACGGAAUUCUGACGGCCAAAUUAGGUAACUUCAGGCUUAUGUAUUCGGGUGAGAUUGCCGGCGUGGAGAAUACCGAACCCCUUGGGGACUUAAACGAUCCAGAAGUUCUGAAACAAUGUCGUUUGGCAUCGGUCAGGGUUUUACUUGACAAUUCCGAAUGGCGCUUUAAAAGAAAGAUCACUAAGUGGCUAAUUCAAGCCCAUUUAUCUGGGAUCCAGCAAUUUCGCGUUGCUCUUUUUAAUGACGACGGUUUGGUGACCAAGCCUAUCGAUGGCGAGGGUCGUAAUCAACUUGAUCGGCUAAACAAAUUUGAUAUGGCAAAGCGGUAUCAAACUCUCCACCAUUUUCUUCAUGAGGUCACUAAGUACGUGGGUGACACUGACUGUCCCCAUACAAUCCAUGAGUUCACUGUAGACAAGCAGUCCCUUGUCUAUAAUGGGAUGAAGCAUAAGACCAAUAGCAGCCUUACUGAAGAGUUUAUAAGGUUUGCCAAUCCAAUGGACUUAAAUGCACCAUGCUAGACAUCGACACGUUCAAUUGUUUUUCUUUCUAAUAAAAAGAGAUCCUUGUAAGAACUUA
Drosophila willistoni is the source of this 1119-nucleotide messenger RNA. RefSeq lists its product as uncharacterized. Gene Ontology annotation, cellular component: cytosol; nucleus. The coding region runs from base 9 to 1061 and encodes 350 amino acids. NCBI's taxonomy places the organism in Eukaryota, Metazoa, Arthropoda, Insecta, Diptera, Drosophilidae. The transcript is spliced from 4 exons. The record is from RefSeq and is a predicted model, not a curated record. Gene Ontology annotation, biological process: NAD-cap decapping; nuclear-transcribed mRNA catabolic process. Gene Ontology annotation, molecular function: mRNA 5'-diphosphatase activity.